AUGUUAACUACCACGGCGUAUAUCAUAAAAUGGAGCCCUUCUACGUCUAACCAUCACUCCCAACAUGAAUCAAAUCCGGGGCGUAGUUUUCAAAUGAAUCAUGUAAUCUCCAAAUCCAUUGAACUGCAGAGCAUCUCUCUCCUUACUAAGCUCUUACUGUUAUCCACCAGUCAUACGUCAAUUUCACCUUCCGUGGCAACAACUCUUCUGCACCAGCUCGAAUCCCUUCUUCCUACUGACACUCCUUUGCUUCAUCUGCCUGGAAUAUUAGCUCUGCGUGUCUGUCUGCACAUGCUUGCUUGUCCUACUGGGUCCUCCUAUCCAAGCGAUUAUAGCGGCCUGACCUUUACUGGAAUUAACUCGGCCAAAGAUAUUAUCCAAUCUACCUUGAAAGCUCAUGCCGAUGGAGCCUUCGGUGGUAUUUACUAUCCUCUACUCCUGAACGUCUGUGGCCGAUUCUUCCUCCGUCACAACUGUCCUCAAGAAGCCGCUGUUCUUCUGGAAAAAGAAUUGGCGCUACUUGAUACAGACUCCAAGGAAUUU
Messenger RNA from Protopolystoma xenopodis, 543 nucleotides. The record is from the annotation of a GenBank genome assembly. NCBI's taxonomy places the organism in Eukaryota, Metazoa, Platyhelminthes, Monogenea, Polystomatidea, Polystomatidae.